Molecule: messenger RNA, 2766 nt
Organism: Cicer arietinum (chickpea)
Lineage: Eukaryota; Viridiplantae; Streptophyta; Magnoliopsida; Fabales; Fabaceae
Source: RefSeq, a predicted model, not a curated record
UUGAACUCUUGGACUAAUCAACUUAAUACAUCCUUGUAAUUCAAGUGUUGAUCCCAAUUUACUAGACAGUGGAAACAUUUUAUUCAUUUUGUUGGACUGUUAUAAUGUUAGUUUAAAUCCAUGACAAGAACUCAUCUAAAAAGACUACUAGUCUUUUCGGUUAUGGCAUAUUACCACACCGAGCUUUCUUAUUUACUUAUUGUGGUACAUGAUAUUGCAUUUAGAGCCUGCGCCGAUGAUGGCUCACUCUAGCUGCCCACUCUGGCAGUGCUUUCACCCUGACCUUUUUAGCCGAGGGAGCCCUUUCCCGGAUCAUGCUUUCCUAGGUCACGGUUUCCCAGGUUGCCCCUUUCACUUCAGCUAACUCUCAAUAUAAGUACCAAUUGGUAUGACUCGAGUUGAUGUAGGCAAAGUUCCUUGUUAUUUUUCUCUGGCUGGAGGGUAGAUAGAGAUUGGGGCAAGGUAAGGCAGUGAGUUUAGAAAGGAAGAUAAUGAUGUCACCUUGUAGGUCCUUUGUCCAUACUAGUUUUCCCAAAGUAAAUUAAAUGGUAGUUAUUUCAGAUUUUUCUGUUACCAGGGUUACUUCCUGCAUGGAGGACUCCACUUCAAUGACUAUUGAAUUCCUGCGAGCAAGAUUGCUUGCCGAAAGGUCAAUCUCAAGAAGUGCUAGACAGAGAACUGCUGAACUGGAAAAAAAGGUUGCGGAAUUAGAGGAACAACUUAGGACGGUGACUCUUCAGAGAAAGAUGGCUGAGAAAGCCACUGCAGACGUUCUUGCCAUUUUGGAGGAUCAAGGGAUAAGUGAUCUAUCUGAAGAAUUAGAUUCAGGCUCAGACAUUGACAUUCCUUAUGAAUCUGGUGUUAGUAAUGAAUCUUCAAAAGAGGGUGAAAGAUAUAGGAGCUCGAAAGAGAGACGGCACGAGUCAGAUGAACUGUAUGAUUCUCAUGUUGUGGAUUCUUCACCAGUAUCCAAUAGAAGUUUGUCCUGGAAAGGACGUCACGACUCUCCCCGUUCUCUUGAAAAAUACAAGACUUCUAAUAUUAGAAGGCGAAACAGUUUUUCAUCUGUCAGUUCUUCUCCAAAGCAUCACCAAGGAAAGUCAUGUCGCAAGAUAAGACAUAGACAAAACAGAUCAGUGGUGGAGGAAUCCAGAGAUAAGUCUGUUAAGGAUAACUUCCAAGAAAAUGAUUUUGUUUCCUCUUCUGAAGGAUAUCCAAAUCGCUCAGUUGAUGGGUCCAACAUUCUGAGAAUUGAAUCUAAAAUUCUAGAAGGGGAUGAAUCGGAGGUGAACCUAGUUAACAAAAAUCAUCAUGUAGAUAGAUGCGGAAGAAAGGAGGACAUGGAAAAGGCACUUGAACACCAAGCCCAACUUAUUGACCGGUUUGGAGCAAUGGAGAAGGCUCAAAGAGAAUGGGAGGAGAAAUUUAGAGAGAAUAAUAACAGCACAACACCAGAUUCAUGUGAUCCGGGGAAUCACUCAGAUAUGACUGAGGAUAAAGAGGAAAGCAAGGCUCAGAUUCCGUACUCUUCCAAGGCGGUCACCUCAAAUGCUCAAGAAGAUAAAGCAGAGCCGGGAGGGGUCCGAUCAUCUGAAGAAAUAUUCAAAUCUGAGGCCAGAGAUGUCAUGCCAAAAUCAUAUGAUGACACAAGCGAUUACAACAAUCAGAAUAGCCCAACUUUCCGCACUUCCAAUUUGCUUGGUCAAGAAAAUUUACAUUCACCACUUAACGGAAACCAAACUGAGAGCUCGGUAAACUCUCAUCCUCAGUCUUCUGAGGUGAACUAUCAUGAUCCACAUGGGCGUGGUUACCCCGAUUCCAAGCCAACUUUAUCCUUUCCAAAGUAUAUUCAGCAUGGAAGUCUGCACCAAAAUGAUUCUUCAAGAAACAAAAAUGACCUUUAUGCAUUAGUUUUUCGCGAACAAUCUCAUGAGUUCAAUGGGAUACUUGAAUCACUUAAGCAAGCUAGGCUAUCCCUACAACAGGAGCUCAAUAGGUUGCCACUGGUAGAGAGCAGUCAUAAAGGCAUUAAACCGUCUGCUUUUGUUGGUAAAAGUGAGGGUAGGUUUGACAUUCCUGUUGGAUUUUCUGGUCUCUUCAGACUUCCAACAGAUUUUUCGGAUGAAGCAACUUCUAGAUUUGGUGUUCGUGAUUCAGCUGGUGGAUUCGGUUCAAACUUCUAUCAUAAUAAUAGAGGCACAUCUAGAACUUCUGAUGUUCAAUUCGUCGCCAACCCCUAUUAUGGCACAAGGAUGAGCUUGUCUGCAAAUGAUCAAGCUCACACGACCCGAUACUUGGAAAAUGGGCCAAUAUCUGAUUCUAAAAAGACCCCUUUUGAUCCUUUUUUGAACGGAGGCCCACCCAAUUCUAGUAAACCUGUGUAUCCCUCGUUUCCCGUCAAUCCGUCCUAUCAAGUUACAUCACCGCAGACGCCAUAUGGAGGCGAACUUUCAAAACCCUAUUCAAGUAGACCAGCUGGGGUUCCUUUUGCCGAUCAGUUCUCAUUUCAUGGUAACCAUUUAAGAUGAACCAUGUAUAUAAUUCCAUCAGUUUAUGAUGUUAUUGUCAUGUAUCAUAUAUGUAAUUUACUUUGCAGGUGAUUCUAUGUAUUCUCUCUAGUUAUGUUGUGGUGAUAUUUAUUUAUGUAACACAAUAUCCUAUAGACUAUUCUACUUGUACUGAUUGUUCAUAUUGCAUACAACACAUUAUGCGGCACUGUAAACUUUAUUGGUCAUCUAUCAUCUAGUUUUGUGUGCAAUGUUUAAA